This is a messenger RNA of Sebastes umbrosus (honeycomb rockfish), 4374 nucleotides long. Its product is annotated as major facilitator superfamily domain-containing protein 6-A-like. Gene Ontology annotation, cellular component: plasma membrane. Lineage: Eukaryota; Metazoa; Chordata; Actinopteri; Perciformes; Sebastidae. Gene Ontology annotation, biological process: antigen processing and presentation of exogenous peptide antigen via MHC class I. The transcript has 7 exons. The record is from RefSeq and is a predicted model, not a curated record. The coding region runs from base 274 to 2673 and encodes 799 amino acids.
UUGGUCCAUGCUGAGGUUGGACGGUUGGACAGGUGGGAGCUCCGGUUAGACGAGCUGCUGUUGUUCCUCAACACAAAGAGAGCAGAGAGCCGGAGAAACACUUUAUAUUAACUCUAAAAUAAAAACCUACACAUAGUACAGUAAAUUCUAACAUUACCUGCUAAUUAUAGUAAUAUUUAGGAGGUGUUUUCAGUGAAAUAUGACCAACAAAGGAGAGAAAUACAAGAGAAACUGCACAGUCAUAGUUUAAUGGGAGCGGUCACCUGAGCAGAUAUGGCAGCUGACGACAAGGUUGCCAUCCUGUCAGACGACGAGGAAGAGCAGAAGAGGAAGUAUGUGUUGGCCGAGCCGUUCAACACGCUGUCGAUGGAGGGGCCGGCGGAUGGUUCUGCGACGCCACCGUCCUCGGACACACCAUCCGAGCAGUCAGUGGCUUCGCGGCCCAACUCAAUAGACUGCUGCGAGAGGAUGUGCCUCCAAAUCAACAGCCAACUCCUCAUCUCAAAACUCUUCUACUUCUUCUUCUACGCCGCCUACGGCUCGCUGCACCCUCUGCUGGCCGUGUACUACAAGCAGCUCGGCAUGUCGGCCAGCCGCAGUGGGCUGCUCGUCGGCAUCCGCUACUUCAUCGAGUUCUGCAGCGCCCCCUUCUGGGGAGUGGUGGCCGACCGCUUCAAGAAAGGGAAGCUUGUCCUGCUGUUUUCUGUUUUCUGCUGGCUGGUGUUCAACUGCGGCAUCGGCUUUGUCAAACCCGCUGAGAUGAAGUGUGAGGAGCUAGGUGCUGAACCUCCGACAACGAUGCCGCCUGUGAUGCCGACUCUCCCGCACAGUAACUUCACGCAGCUGAGCAACUCCACCAACCACACCAGAACUCGCCGGAGCCUUCUAAACAUCCCUUGGCUUCCUGAGAUCCUGGACUCCUAUUUAAGCGUGUUGCACAGGCAUGAGCGAAGCAUAGACGCCAACAACACUUCAGCUCCCUUAAACCCGGCAAACACCACCCAGCUCAAGCCAACCCCCACCCAACUCACGCUAAACACCACCCUCCACACCCCAAACAUCACCCUCCCCACUACCACGACCACAACCUCCCCUGCUCCAACCAAGCCCAAGGAGUACCAGAUCAUCUACAACAAGGACCAGGUGGAGAACAUCUUCCUGCUCAUCUUGCUUGUCAUCAUCGUGGGCGAGUUCUUCAGCGCUCCCGCCAUCACCAUCGUGGACACCGUCACCCUGCAGUACCUCGGGAAGGCUCGUGACCGGUACGGUCUGCAGAGGAUGUGGGGCUCGCUGGGCUGGGGUAUGGCCAUGUUGCUGGUGGGCAUCUGGAUCGACCACACACACCUCACCGUGAUGAUCGACGGCGUGGGCUGCAUCGUGCCCGAAUUCCGUCUCCACAACUAUCAGAUCGCCUUCAUUUCCUUUGGUGUGCUGAUGGGCCUGGCGUUCAUUGUUGCCACUCAGUUUUACUUUGACAAUGGUGACGACUACCGACACGAGGUUCCAGAGGGGGUGGUGGAGGAUGUGGGCAGCCCGAGAGCGUUACCUGAGUCCAACUCCUCGGACCAGACUUCCGUCAGCCCUGACGCUGUUCAGGAGUUCCACUACAGCGACCUGCUAAAGCUGCUCUGCAGCGUGCGCUACAGCUCCGUCCUGUUCGUCGCCUGGUUCAUGGGCUUCGGCUACGGCUUCGUCUUCACCUUCCUGUACUGGCACUUAGAGGACCUGAAUGGGACCACCACGCUGUUCGGGGUCUGCUCCGUCCUGAGCCACAUCUCGGAGCUCGCUGCCUACUUCACCAGCCACAAGUUCAUCGAGCUGGUCGGACACGUCAGGGUGCUGUACAUCGGCUUGGCCUGCAACACAGCUCGCUACCUGUACAUCUCCUACCUGACGAACGCCUGGAUCGUCCUGCCUAUGGAAGUUCUUCAAGGUGUGACCCACGCCUCAGUUUGGGCAGCCUGUAUCUCCUUCCUGAGUGCGGCGGUCCCGCCGGCCCUGAGGACGUCGGCGCAGGGCAUCCUGCAGGGCGUUCACCUCGGCCUGGGCCGCGGCUGUGGAGCCAUGGUGGGAGGAGUGUUUGUCAACUACUUUGGUGCUGCAGCAACGUUCAGAGGAAUCGGCAUGGCCUCCCUCGUCAUCCUCCUCAUCUUCUCCUUCAUCCAGUGUCUGACAGGAGAGGCUGAGGGGAAAGAGGACAAAAUGCUGGCUGAGAACAUCCCGGUUGCCUCCAGCCCGGUUCCCAUCGCCACCAUCGACCUGGUGCAGAGCCAGACCGCCGCCGGUAGCCCCGCCCCGGCUCAUCAGGCCGCCGCGUUGCCCGUCAAGAAGACCAAACACCAGGAGGAGCAGGAGGACGUGGCCAAGCCGGCAUGGGUGCUCUCUGGCGCCCCGUGGGUCACCAUCGCCUUCGCCAUCGUCCAGAUCAAGGAGAUGAUGAACAUGGCGAAGAGCAACGGACCACCUUCAGAAAGUCGACCUCUACAGGUACCUAAUGAGCGGGCGUCAGCCGAGAACGAGGCGUCACACAGAAACCCGACUGAUGACGGCACAGAAACACCCACACAACCAAACCCCACCCACCCAGCACCCACAGACUCUAACCAGGACAAAGACCAAACGCACCCAUCCUCAGACAGAGGAAUAGAAAACCCAGACAGUCUGUUCACUUAGAAACUAUUUAAUUUACACACACUGAGCUUUAAACUGUGUGUUUUAUUACUGCAAAAAUAUUCAUCUUAACAAGUCGGUUUGUCUCGAGUUCAGUCUUAAAAUCUGACUAAUAGUCUGCUGUUGUUUCGCUUGUGUCAAGUACUUCCUGUAAAUGAGUCAGUAUCUUGACAAAAACUGUAUUUAUAUAGAUUUAUUAUUUAAAGAAAAUAGCUUGAAAUAAGGCCAGAAUUCUGGAAACAAGUUGGAAAUACUGCAACUCAUUUUUAAAAAUGAUUUUAAGACUCAGACAUGACUUGUUUUAAUGGGUUGUUUUUGCAAAGGGGAGUUUGGGUUGAAUGUUUGGAUGAAACUGGAGGUGCACUUGGUGGCAUUUGCCCCUCAGAGGUGGUCAAAUCCAACACACCUCGCGGCGCGGUGCUCUAUAUUUACUGCCCUUUACCGGUGGAGUGUGAAGGAGAAUCCUUCAAAGUUAUUUAAUAACUUAAUUUAGCUAAAAAAAAGGAAAUCUGACAACAUGUAGCAGUUUGAUUCCACACUAACAUGAACAGCAUUUAAAAGAACUUCAGUGCCAGCACACAAAUUAACACAUUAAAGUGCAUUUUUAAGAAUUUACCAUUAACUGAGGUUAUUCUCCGACACAAAUGAAACCAUUUUAGAGAUUUUUUUAAAUUGCAGCAGUGAUUUUUCAUGCGCUGCAAUACAGGAGUUCCCAAUCAUUAGACAGUUUUUAUAUUGACGAGGGGUCAGAAUUGUUAAAUAGUUCUUUACACCAUCAGUUUGCACACUGCAGUGUGUGCAAAUACAUUCACAAUAUAAGUGCUGUUUUUUUAAGUACAUGAAUAUUUUUCACUGUAUUUAUCAUCCCAACAUUCCUAUGAGUUAGAAAAUGAGUGAGAGGGUUGAUUAACAUUUGGUUAAACUGAAACCAAAAUGUAAUUUUACUGGCAGGAAUUAUUGUGAUAUACUGCGGGGAGUUGCUUUGGCCAGUAUGAUCGUGAAACAGAUAUUAAAUUGUGUUCUCUGAAGUAUUAAAAAGUCUAAAAUGCAGCUCGUUAAAUGCUGCAGAACCCCCGCUAUGAGAUCCUAAUAAAUUUAAUUAUUGUUGAGUUUCUUUUGCAGAAUUUCCUCGCAGCUCUGCAGCAAAUCUUCUGUGGCCUUGGGGGUUGGGAGUUAGUGUAAAACUUUAAUUAAUCAAUGCUGAAUUUCUUUGCAUCGCAGGUUCAGAGGACUGAAACAAGUUGACCUCAUCUUUUGUUUUGGACGUCAUCAAGCCCACUUUUAUUACUCAGCACAGGAUGAACUGCUGGCUGAGAUAUAUAUUUAUGUAAUUUACUGAAGUAGCGAUGAUGAAGAAGUGCCUCUUUUAAACACACUGUAAGCCUCUUAAUCACCAUUAUUGUUCUAACUUAUUAUUAUGAGAUGUCAAGCAAGCAUCCCUUUACUGAGCUACACUCCUACAGGAAGAUCUGUCAUACUGAGGGUCUUUUUAAAGCCUCAUUCCAAUAUUUUUGUAUUGAAGCUGCCACUAGCCAACACACUGUAUUUACUGUCUUUGUUUUACAUUUUCAUGCCAAACAAUUCCCAGUAUUCUGUGUUUUUAAUGUGGUCUAGAUGGAAAAGCCCUCAGAAACACAGCUAGAUGAAGAAAUUCUGUUUGUUUUUCCUGUAAAUGAAAUGAUUAAAGGAUGUUUUGCCCAUUAA